UGAUCCUGUCACAUGUGAAGCGCUCACCAGGAAGAGGAGCUAUAGAUACUUCACAACUUCCUGCCUACAUCUGGGUCACGUGGUUACGACGUCAUCUGGAACGCCUCCAUGCCACUUCACCCUGUCAGCUACAGUACUCUGGCUUGCAAGUAUGUCAAAUAAAGAAGUGAAGGCCAUACUAAAGAAUGCCAGAGAUGCCAUCAGAAAUAAAGACUACAAAGAAGUCCUCAAACAAUGCAAGGCUGUGUUAAAGCUGGAAAAGAACAACUACAAUGCUUGGGUGUUCAUUGGCUUGGCAGCAUCUGAAUUGGAGCAACCAGAUCAAGCCCAGGCAGCUUACAGGAAAGCAGUAGAGAUUGAACCUGACCAAUUACUUGCCUGGCAGGGACUUGGAAAUUUAUAUGAAAAAGUCAACCAAAAGGACUUUAAGGAAGAUUUACCAAAUGUGUACCAAAAGCUUCUGGAGCUGUACAGAAGCUCUGACAAGCAAAAAUGGUAUGAAAUAUGCAAAAAGCUUUCAGAUCUCUAUCAGCAAGAAAAGAAUUAUGUGCCGGCUGCACACACAUGGCAUCAGCUGAUCAAAAUGAAAGAAGAUGAAAGCAUCAAGUCCAAUGAACUAUAUCCUCUUUGGAAAAGGAUGACGGAGCUUUUGAGUGAAGAUGUGGAAAAGCUGGAUAACGAGACUCAGGAACUGCUGCUGAAUGCAUUUGAAAGUGCUAUCCCCUGUAUAGAAGAGAUUCCAAGUGAGGAGCACCAGAUGCUCUACCAGCACUAUAUCACAUGCUUGUCUAAGCUUCCUCUUGAAGAAGCCAAACUGAAGAAGGUCUGUGAAAACAUGAUUACUGUGUAUCCAUCCCUUAUUUAUCCUCUGAAAGUACUCGCCUUGCACUACAUAAAAUCUGGUGAUAUCACUGAAGAGGCUAUAUGUUGCUACAGCAAGCUUCUAGAACUUGAUCCCUUGAAUGGGCCUGGACUUAUUGGAAUGGGGAUCAAAGCUCUACAUGACAGAAAUUAUGUACUGGCUUCAGAAAACUUAUCUAAAGGGCUGAAAGACGUGAACUGCUGCCCUUCUGCUUGGUGUUGCCUGGCACAGGCUCAACUGAAAAUACACAAGUAUGCUGAGGCUCUUGUAUCCUGUGAUCAAGCAAUAAAUGGUGCCACGCAAGAUAAUUCUGCACCUCAAACCGUUGUUCAAAAAGACGCAGCUCUUCGGUUGAAGGCAGAAGCGUUAGUAGAAGGCAACAGCUCAAACAAUGCAGAGGAAGCACUAAAAGCCCUUGAGCAGAUUUCUAAUGCAGAUAAUAAUCCAGAAAUUUGUGCUAUUAAAGGACAAGCUUAUCUAAAGAAAGGCUGUAUAGAUGUAGCUUCAAAGAUUUCAGAAGAGCUUAGACUGUCACAUGAACAUUUGGCUGAAGGACAUUUUCUGGAAGGUCUGCUUCAAUAUAUUCAGAAAAACUACUCUGCUGCAGAAAUAAGUUUGCAGUAUGCUCUUGAGAGGAAGCCAGAAAAUGCAGUGUAUCACUAUUAUCUGGGGUUGAAUUAUUGGUUUAUGAGCAAAGAGACAAGGAGGGACAAAACGAAAGCUGUGACCCAGUUUUUAAAGGCUGCCAAAAUGGACCCUUUUAUGUCUAGAGCGUUUUAUUAUCUAGGUCAUUAUUACAGUGAAGUAGCUGGUGAUAAAAGCCGAGCACGUGGCUGCUACAAAAAAGCAUUUGAACUUGAUGACUCGGAUGGUGAAGCUGGUGCAGCCGCAGUUGAUCUGAGCAUGGAGCUAGGAGAUAUGGACGUGGCUUUAGCCAUUUUAACAAGUGUAACAGAAAGAGCAGAUGCAGGAACAGCUAAAUGGGCUUGGCUUCGAAGAGGUCUGUUUUACUUGAGAGUUGGUCAGCAUUCCAAAUCAGUGUCUGACUUACAUGCUGCCCUGCGAGCGGAUCCAAAGGACUCAAACUGCUGGGAGUGUUUAGGAGAAGCCUAUUUGAGCAGAGGAGGCUACACAACAGCCCUGAAAUCCUUCAUGAAAGCCAGUGAACUGAACCCUGACUCCAUUUACAGCGUAUAUAAGAUAGCUUCCAUUAAACAAAUCCUGGGAACCUACAAAGAGGCAGUGAAUGAAUAUCAGCAAAUUCUAAUGAAGUCUGGUGAAUAUGUUCCUGCACUUAAAGGCCUAGGAGAGUGCCAUUUAAUGCUUGCCAAAAGUGCUCUUUCAGACUUCUUGGAUUUAAAGGCUGUUGACGCUAUAGAAAAAGCUAUUGAAUUUCUGGCUAGGGCUAUACGGCUUCGCCCUGACUUAUUGUGCCUGUGGAAGCUCCUCGGAGAUGCGUGUACAUGUAUAUAUGCAGUCACACAUUCAAGUGUCAAAGUAAAUGUCCUGGGGAUACUGCUCGGUAACGAUGAAGAACAACAGCUCUUAAACAAACCUGAAGUGUUGGCACUAGGAGGAAGGUGUUAUGGCCGUGCAUUGAGGAUUCAGUCCACAGCAAAUCUCUGGUGUGACCUUGGCAUCAAUUAUUAUUACCAGUCCCAGCACUUGAUGGGUUACGAUAGCUUAACAAAUGAUGCCAGUGAGUUAUUAGAAAAAUCUCAGCAGUGUAUCAAGAAAGCUGUAAUGGUGGAAAGUGGAAAUCACCAAUUUUGGAAUGCCCUUGGUGUGGUCUCUUGUUCCAAAGGUAUGGGCAACAAUGCUCUGGCACAACAUGCAUUCAUCAAAUCAAUUCACUGUGAGCAAAAUAAUGUGGCAGCUUGGACAAACCUGGGGGCUUUAUAUUUGAUGAAUGGAAAUAUUGAGCUAAGCCACCAAGCAUUCAAAGUAGCGCAGUCUCUUGACCCAUUAUAUGUAAGAUGCUGGAUUGGUCAGGCUUUAAUAGCAGAAACAGUUGGGAGCCAUGAAACCAUGGAUCUGUUUAGACAUACAACUGAACUAAGUAUGCACGUUGAAGGAGCAAAAGGAUAUGCCCACUGGGUCUGUACAACUCUCCAAGAUAAAAACAACAGAAACACAGAACUGUACCGGUAUAACAUUGUACAGAUGAACGCCAUCACUGCAGCUCACCUUGCUUUAAGCAAGUAUACAGAAAGGAUCCAAAAUGACCGGACUGCUUUUGAAAUGCUCGGCUAUUUAAAUGAGCACCUGAACCUGAAAAAGCAAGCGAGUGAAUCUUACCGUAGAGUGGUUUCCAUUCUGCAAGAGAGAGAAGACAAGGAGAGCUCUAACUCCGCUCUUCAACAUUAUGGACGGUCACUCUGUGCUGUAGGGCAGUACCAAGAGGCCAUCCAAACCUUCUCGUCCACCCCUCUGACUGAGUUUGAUGAUCUCACCGGCAUUGCUCUUGCUUUCUUCAAAAAGGGACUUUUACAGGAAAGCAUGAAAGCUUACAAGCAAGCGUUGUCUGUUGCCAAGUCAGAUCAAGAGAAAGCACAUAUUCUCACAGCCCUGGCAAUAAUUGAAUAUAAUCGAGGUGAAUUUGAUACAGCCAAGACUUUGCUUUUCAAAUGCUCUGUUUUAAAGGAGCCGAGUAUUGAAAGCCUGCAGUCACUGUGUGCGCUGGGACUGGCAAAACGCGAUGUUACUCUCGCAACGGCCGCUCUCAAUGAGCUUCUCAAGCAUGUCAAGAUUAAAGACAACAUUUAUGAAAGAUGCCUCAUUACUUCUGCCAUAUAUGUACUGCAAGGCAGAAAUGAGGCUGCACAGAGGCAAGCUUGUCGAGAUAUUCACAGUCACCCUGGAAAUCCAGAGCUGUGGGCGUUCCUCUCAAGGCUGGUCCCUCAGCAUGUCCCUAGAGAUGCAAAGGGUGGAGCGGUUGCUGGAACUGUGGCGUAUACACUCAAUAUUAACCAUUCAAAGAAGGCCCUGUUAUAUGCAGCAGUAAAUGAACUGUCAGCUGGGGCUCUCCUUGCUGAUGAUCGCAAGAAAAAUGCCCUAAACACUUUGCAAAGAGCAGCUCAUUUCUUCCCAGAUAACCCAGCAGUUUGGGCCAGCUUAAUGGCUGCCUGUGAGGCAGAGAAUACAGCCUCGUAUCUUAAUAAGAAGAGUAACAAGAAAACUGACCUGAGUCUGACUUUCCUGGCCUCUGUGAAAUCCAAGACUGAAGGUAUGAAGGCUGUUCCUGCUAGUUACACACAGACACUGAGGAGCUGGUCAUUGUGUCAGGCAAUUUGUGCUUUAAAGGAUCAAGGUCGAAUUUCAGAAGCAGAAGCUCUGUGCACGAAGAGCAUUCAAAACUGUCCAGACCAGACACCCUUCUUUCUGCUUUUAAGACAAAUUCAGUGCAAACAGCUCCAGUCCCAAGCGCAGAUUUCUGAACCUGUUUUAGAAGAACUGAAGAAAACAGUCUUGUCUAAUUUCACUUCACACAAUGCCUGGCAUUGGCUCGCUGAGGUGUAUCAGUCCUUGGGGAUGAUGAUGGAUGCAGAGAUGUGCUACAGGAAAAGUUUACAGUUGGCAUCACAGCAAGGCAACUGGAAUGGGAAACUCUCCAGCCUGCUGCGAUUAGCCCUCCUUGCGCUCAAGGUUUGCAUGGCUAAGAUUCCUGAUAGUCGAUGGCCAGGACUUUUACAGGAGGCUACUAGUGAGGUGCUAAAAAUGACAUUUUGUCCUCUAGCGGUUCUUCUUCAGGGAAUUCUCCAGUUCAGUACAAAAGGCUCAAGGAAAACCCGCCAGCUACUUGAGAAAGUGGUGUAUCAAAGUGGCUGCAGUGAUACCAUAGCAUUUGUUGCCCGCUGGUAUCUCUUGAGGCAUCUGCAUGGCAAAAAUGAUGAUCAGUUAGUGGAGGUGCUGCUAGAUAAUGCCAAAGCCCAUGGAGACACCAGAAUAAUAGAUCUGCACAAGCAACUGACCGAAUCAUCAUAAUUUCUCAUGUUUUUAUGUCGGCUAGAAUCGGGAGAGGCUUGGCUUUGAAGCCGAACUGGAUUCUUUUACAGAUGUUCUUAUGAAUUAAAAGGAACAGUACAGAAAAAUAAAAGUUGCACUUAUAUGAAA
Xenopus laevis (African clawed frog) is the source of this 4975-nucleotide messenger RNA. It is a transcript of the gene skic3.L, whose product is annotated as tetratricopeptide repeat domain 37 L homeolog. The record is from RefSeq and is a predicted model, not a curated record. The transcript is spliced from 41 exons. Gene Ontology annotation, biological process: RNA catabolic process. Lineage: Eukaryota; Metazoa; Chordata; Amphibia; Anura; Pipidae. The coding region runs from base 152 to 4846 and encodes 1564 amino acids. Gene Ontology annotation, cellular component: Ski complex.